This is a messenger RNA of Opisthorchis viverrini, 246 nucleotides long. RefSeq lists its product as hypothetical. Bases 1 to 246 code for a protein of 81 amino acids. The record is from RefSeq and is a predicted model, not a curated record. NCBI's taxonomy places the organism in Eukaryota, Metazoa, Platyhelminthes, Trematoda, Opisthorchiida, Opisthorchiidae. The transcript has a single exon.
AUGGGGUACCAUGAAGAUCUGCAAGAAAGCCAAACCGGUAGCCAGUUACACUGCAGUGGAUCACCUGCGGUUCUUCUAACUGAAGUGUCCAAAGCCGUUCACAGCGAUCCUCUUGAGCAGCUGUACACAUCUCGUAGAAGUGAAGCCCUUUUAUGCCUCCGAUAUGCGCUAAGCUCGGAUCACGAACCGUGUGCCAGUGAGGAUGCAAUGGGACCCAUUCGGGGACAGAUCGGACCGCACACGUAG